Molecule: messenger RNA, 1056 nt
Organism: Prunus armeniaca (apricot)
Lineage: Eukaryota; Viridiplantae; Streptophyta; Magnoliopsida; Rosales; Rosaceae
Source: the annotation of a GenBank genome assembly
AUGUCUUCUGUUUCCCUCUCCUCAGUGAUGGCUCUAGCAGCAGAUCGAUCGAUAAAUCAGCAUGAAAAUUUAGACAAAAGGAAAUACAAUAAUAACCACUCAAACAACAAUUAUCAAGGACACGGACGUGGUCGUGGACGAGGUAGAGGGUGUUAUCAAAUCGUGACAGAAACUGGAGUAAUGCAGCACGAGAAUUCAUCAUCAGCAAAUUAUUCACAUCAGGUCUCAUCGGAUAAUCGUCCUCCAUUGCUCCCAACACCGGUUCAGCAACAAAAUUAUCAGUUUUCGGUGAUUUUUCAACAGUGCAAAAAAGUUGGCCAUACCUCAAGGGUCUGUCCAAAACGAGGAAACUUUGCAUACCUUGCUGAAACCAAUAGUGCUGCUGUUUCAUCACCCAGUCACUCGGUUACAAAUUGGGGCAUUGAUUCAGGGGCAACACAUCACAUGACCUCGGAUCCUUCAUCUCUCUCUAAUGCCAACAAGACAGGCAAGGUUCUUCUUACUGGCAAUAGCUAUGGUGACCUAUAUUACAUUCAUACCAGUCCUCAGAUUUCAGAGAAGCUAGUUUUCUAUGGUGAAAGAGCAACUCAAGAUGUGUGGCAUGCUCGCCUUGGUCACCCUUCAUAUAGUCCAACUACAUCACCCGACGCAGCAUCCAAUCAUGAACCAAUUUCGCCUCCUUUAUUUUUCCCAAAUACUUCCUCCACAAUUUCGACUAGUCUUGAUUAUUCACCUAUGCAUACUAAAUUCGGAAGCCUCCAGCAAUUGAUCUAUGGAACUUCUCCCCAUCCAUUGCCGCACAGCCUUACUGCAAGUCUUCAAGUUCCCCUGUCUUUUGAACCUGCCACCUACAAAGAAGCUUCUCAAUAUUCUCAUUGGCAAACAGCCAUGAAGGAUGAAUAUGAUGCUUUAAUCCGCAAUGAUACUUGGUCUUUGGUCCCAGUCACACAAGGCAUGAAUAUCAUAGGGUGCAAGUGGGUGUACAAAGUGAAGCGAAAGGCGGACGUCCUGAUUGAGCGUCACAAGGCACGUCUUGUUGCUCAAGGGUACUGUUGA